This is a messenger RNA of Penicillium daleae, 1572 nucleotides long. RefSeq lists its product as uncharacterized. The transcript has a single exon. Bases 1 to 1572 code for a protein of 523 amino acids. The record is from RefSeq and is a predicted model, not a curated record. Gene Ontology annotation, cellular component: membrane. NCBI's taxonomy places the organism in Eukaryota, Fungi, Ascomycota, Eurotiomycetes, Eurotiales, Aspergillaceae. Gene Ontology annotation, biological process: carbohydrate transport; transmembrane transport. Gene Ontology annotation, molecular function: carbohydrate:proton symporter activity.
AUGCUUCACAAAGUUGUUGUCAAUGCUUACAACUUUUGGCUCGUGGUCUUUGUGGCCAUUGGCACAAUCGCAAGUGCUUAUGGGCUGGCCAUCAUCGGAUCGACUGUCGGGCAGCCUAACUUCUACACAUAUUUCAAGCUGCCUGCACAAGGCCAGCCGGGAUAUGCACACACUACAAAUAUGAUAGGUGCCCUCAAUGGCAUUAACUCGGCUGGUGCCAUUGUCGGAUGCUUAGCACAGGCGUGGACAGCAGACUACUUCGGUCGCAAACGCACUAUGCAAGGUGGAUGUGUUGUUUUGAUUAUAGGCGGUGCACUUUGCUCAGGCGCAGUUAAUAUGGGCAUGUUUCUCGCUGGUCGAUUUGUUGCUGGGGUGGGUGCGGCCAUCCUAGCUUGCAUUGUGCCAAUCUACCAGUCCGAGGUUUCGACUGCCGAGACACGCGGUGCUAUGGUCUGCGUCACUGGAAUCAUGUACGCGGUGGGAUAUACCUUGGCAGGAUGGCUUGGCUUUGCUUGUUUCUAUAUGAAAGCAAGCAGCCCAUACUCAGCUUUUGCCUGGAGGUUUCCUCUGGCUUUCCAAGUCACCUUUCCUCUUAUUGUGCUUGCCGGGAGCUCCUUGAUUCCUUUUUCACCCCGCUGGUUGCUUCAGAAAGGACGUCGAGACGAGGCUUUUGAGAUUGUUAAACGGCUGCACAAGACCCCUGACGAUCCUAAUGACACCCGCGCUAAACAAGAGUUCCUUUUGAUUGAGAAGCAGUUUGAGCACGACCGAUCCAUGAAAGUCAGGCCCUUUGAACUCUUUCGAACUGCGCCGAACCGCCGGCGAGCAUUUACGGCUGUCAUGCUCAUGGCUGGCGAUCAAUUCCUUGGAAUCUACGUGAUUGCCAACUAUGGUGUGCUCAUCUAUAGCUAUCUCGGCUUGUCUGGCGGAAUCCCGCUCCUUCUCAAUGCUUGUUGGACGACUUUCACCCUCGUUGGUAAUACUUGGACUGCAUUCUACUUGGAUCGCAUUGGCCGACGAACAUGUCUGCUGAUCGGGUCAAUUGGCUGCACUGUGUCUGCCAUUUUCCUGUGUGCCCUCUCCGCGAAGUACUUGGGUACCGAAGAUAUGCCGGGUCUCCGAGCAGCGGUUUUCUUCACGUUUUUCUACAUUUUCUGGUGGUGCUUCUUCAUGGAUGCGACGCAGUAUGUCUAUGUUGCUGAAAUAUUUCCCAACCAUCUGCGUUCUCAGGGAGUGGCAAUUGGCCUCAGUACCUUCUACCUCACUUCUGAAGUCACACUGGUUGCUGCGCCAGUGGCCUUGAACACAAUCCAAUGGAAAUUCUACCUGGUGCUGAUUGUCCCGUCUGUUUUCUACAUCGUGGCCAUUUACUUCCUCUUCCCGGAAACGAAGGGUCGCACCUUGGAGGAAAUUGGUGCUUUGUUCGGCGAUGCAGAGAAUGUGGUGUCACACUGGUAUGAUGCGACUGAAGAAGAGCGUGAAAAGAUUGCCCGAGAAGCAUUGUGUGAUGGUGGAGAAAACAGCAAUGGCGAGGGAGCCAAGCCAGUUACGGUUCAUGUGGAGUUGAGCUGA